AUGGCGGCGGCGGAGCCCGUGGCGGGGCCGACGGGGCCCGAGCCCAUGCCAAGCUACGCGCAGCUAGUGCGGCGCGGCUGGGGCAGCGCGCUGGCGGCGGCGCGGGGCUGCACGGACUGCGGCUGGGGGCUGGCGCGUCGCGGCCUGGCUGAGCACGCGCACCUGGCGCCGCCCGAGCUGCUGCUGCUGGCGCUCGGCGCUCUGGGCUGGACCGCGCUGCGCUCCGCGGCCACCGCGCGCCUCUUUCGGCCCCUGGCGAAGCGGUGCCACCUCCAGCCCAGAGAUGCCGCCAAGAUGCCCGAGAGUGCUUGGAAGUUUCUCUUCUACCUGGGCAGCUGGAGCUACAGUGCCUACCUGCUGUUUGGCACCGACUACCCCUUCUUCCACGACCCACCAUCUGUCUUCUACGGUAGGGGCCCUGAGGGGAUGGCCGGGAGGGCUCUGCUUAAAACACAAAGACACGAGGCAGUGACAGGUGCUUGUUGUCCCAGGAUCGCUGGGGAGAUGUGGGCAGGAGACAGCAGUGCCUGGACCGGGGUGGGGGUGGCACUGACCAAAGAGGGGACCCUGGAUGGGGGUCCUAGCAUAACUCGGCUGCAGAAGGGAUUUGGCUCUCCCCAGACGGGACGCCGGGCAUGGCCGGUGCCGCGGGACAUCGCAGCCGCCUACCUGCCAGGAAGCUUCUAUGGCCACUCCAUCUACGCCACGCUGUACAUGGACACCUGGCGCAAGGACUCGGUGGUCAUGCCUGCUCCAUCACGUGGUACUCUCAUCCUCAUCGUCUCCUCCUACGCCUUCCGGUACCACAAUGUGGGCAUCCUUGUGCUCUUCCUGCACGAUAUCAGUGACGUGCAGCUUGAGUUCACCAAGCUCAACAUUUACUUCAAGUCCCGCGGUGGCUCCUACCACCGGCUGCAUGCCCUGGCAGCAGACCUGGGCUGCCUCAGCUUCGGCUUCAGCUGGUUCUGGUUCCGCCUCUACUGGUUCCCGCUCAAGGUCCUGUACGCCACUUGUCACUGCAGUCUGCGCGCGGUGCCUGACAUCCCCUUCUACUUCUUCUUCAAUGCGCUCCUGCUGCUGCUCACCCUCAUGAACCUCUACUGGUUCCUGUACAUCGUGGCGUUUGCAGCCAAGGUGUUGACAGGCCAGGUGCGCGAGCUGAAGGACCUGCGGGAGUACGACGUGGCCGAGGCCCAAAGCCUGAAGCCCAGCAAAGCCGAGAAGCCACUGAGGAACGGCCUGGUGAAGGACAAGCGCUUCUGAAUCCCUCGGCCCCGCCCCCGUGGACCCGGCCCCACCCCGAAUACCUC
Molecule: messenger RNA, 1310 nt
Organism: Cercocebus atys (sooty mangabey)
Lineage: Eukaryota; Metazoa; Chordata; Mammalia; Primates; Cercopithecidae
Gene: CERS1
Product: ceramide synthase 1
Biological process (GO): ceramide biosynthetic process
Cellular component (GO): membrane
Molecular function (GO): sphingosine N-acyltransferase activity
Source: RefSeq, a predicted model, not a curated record